This is a messenger RNA of Pantherophis guttatus, 1920 nucleotides long. It is a transcript of the gene ELOVL4, whose product is annotated as ELOVL fatty acid elongase 4. Gene Ontology annotation, cellular component: endoplasmic reticulum membrane. NCBI's taxonomy places the organism in Eukaryota, Metazoa, Chordata, Lepidosauria, Squamata, Colubridae. Gene Ontology annotation, biological process: fatty acid elongation, monounsaturated fatty acid; fatty acid elongation, saturated fatty acid; very long-chain fatty acid biosynthetic process. The record is from RefSeq and is a predicted model, not a curated record. Gene Ontology annotation, molecular function: fatty acid elongase activity.
CGUAAGCGCUUACGGUCCAUGCCCAAAGGUGCUGCAGCCUGGCUUCGGCGCCGGUUCUUCUGCCUUUGCCAUCUCUCUGCCCCGGGCACGGGUGUCGUCCCCGGAGAGGCGGAGCUUGAAGAUAGACACCCAGAGACAGAGAUUUAAAUUUCAUUUCCACCUGGAAGGAGGGGAGCAGCAGCAGCAGCAGCAGCAGCAGCUCCGGCCGAGAAGCCAAAGCCUCGCUUGUGCUGAGCUGACCUAAGCUAAGCCUGCCGGUUUCUUCUUCUUCCUUUUUUUGCUGCUGCUGCUGCUGCUGCCGGCCGCUGCUACGACUGCUGCAAAGUCGCCCGCUCGCCUGCCUGCCUGCCUGCCUGCCUGCCUGCCAGCUGGCCAGCCAUGGGUCACUCCGGAGAGCCGGGCCUCAUAGCCAACGUAGUGAACGACACCUUGGAGUUCUACCGCUGGACCUGGAGCAUCCGAGAUAAACGUGUUGAAAACUGGCCUAUGAUGCAAACACCUUUUCCAACCUUGAUAAUAAGCACAUUAUACCUCCUCGCUGUUUGGCUUGGGCCUAAAUGGAUGAAGACAAGAGAGCCUUUCCAGUUUCGCUUUUUGUUGAUUUUUUACAACUUUGGAAUGGUCCUACUUAACUUCUAUAUUUUCAAAGAGCUGUUUAUGUCAUCAAGAGCUCGAGGAUACAGCUAUAUCUGCCAGUCUGUGGAUUACUCAGAUAAUGAAUAUGAAGUUAGGAUAGCAGGAGCUUUAUGGUGGUACUACAUAUCAAAAGGGAUUGAGUAUCUGGACACAAUAUUCUUCAUCCUAAGAAAGAAAUUUAAUCAAAUUAGUUUUCUUCAUGUCUAUCACCAUUUCACUAUGUUUACUUUAUGGUGGGUUGGCAUCAAAUGGGUUGCAGGAGGACAAGCAUUUUUUGGAGCUCAUAUAAAUGCUUUCAUUCAUGUUGUCAUGUACAUGUACUAUGGACUAGCUGCCUGUGGCCCAAAGUUCCAAAAGUACCUUUGGUGGAAACGAUACUUGACCAUAAUGCAAUUACUUCAGUUCCACGUGACUAUUGGCCACACCGCCCUGUCUAUUUAUAUUGAUUGUCCCUUUCCUAAAUGGAUGCACUGGGGUGUCAUUUUCUAUGCCAGCACUUUUAUUGUUCUGUUUGGUAACUUCUACUAUCGGACAUACAAGAUGCCUAAGCAGACCAAGGAGCUCAAGCAAAAAGAAAAGAAUGGCAAGAUCACCAACGGCGUAAUAGCAAAUGGUACAAGCAAGCCAGAAAACGGUGCAAUUAUGGAAAAUGGAAAAGUGCAGAAGAAAACUAAAGGAGAGUAACUUGAUUCAAGCCUUAAACAUUGCGAGCAGUGAGGAUUCUUCAAUCUGAUAAUAAAAGAAAAGGAAAUACUGUCCUGUCUUUACCAAUUGACCUUUAGGUUGUUGAAGAGAUAGAAAACAUUAUUUAUGAAGAUUGUUUUAACAACAAAAAUCCUAUUGUAAUUAUGUAAUUAUUGAGAUUCGUUAACUUUAUGUAAACUUUUAGACUGCGGGUGUUGGUACUGUAAGAAAGAAUUGCUGAAAUAUUCUUUACUGUCAAUCCAGUGGUUAAAAUUGCAAUUAACCAUGGAUACAAUUGAUUUAUUGAAACAGACAUCUUUUCGAAAAAGAGAGCUUACGAAUUCUACCAUUUCUAAUCAAUGUUUUAAGCAAAAGAAAAAAGAAAAAAAAAAGCCCUCAAUGAAAAUAUGGAGAGGGAAGUUUGCUCUCUUUUUUAAUAAUUUGUAGUUUCUUCAUCUAAAUUAUACAGUAUUGCUGUAUUAGGUUGUUCUAAUUUUCCCCUUAUGUCUGUUACAUUGUUGUUCAUUGUGUGAAAAUACACCUACCUCUUUAUUUGGUAAAAAAAUAACAACUACUAUUAAAUAUUCAUUUCUGAAAUAA